CACCACCAUUUCAAUAGUUUGGUGUGGAUGGUUCCGCUCUCGUUGACCCAACCAACAUCCAAUCAUGGAUCACCACCACCAUUUCAUAUCCAUUUUUUUACUCACUCCAGUCACUUUACCCAUUCAUUCUAGAAUCUAUCUACUUUCCUUCCAUAUGACUCUUUCAAUUCAACACUUUGCUUCCAAAAAAAAAAAAAAAAAAAAAACUCCAGACAAUAUCUGUUAAAAUCUUUACUAUCAUGCCUACGCGUUCUUCAUCCAGCUUCGUCAACUCCAUAUAUAUGUGACUCAAAUCCACCUUUUUCUUCCCAUUUAAUCAACUUCUUCUGUUUUCUGAGCUUAAAUCUGCUUAAUUUGAGCUGAAGCAUGGCGUCCAUGCGUCUUUUCUUAAUUUUCUCUCUCCUUUUAAUUUUUCCACUGGUUUCAAUCAAAGCCCAGCAGCCAUACAUCAAGAAGCUAAACACAAACUGCAGGGUCAGAAAUGCCUCAACUUCUGUUCUUGGUUAUGCCUGUAAUGGCGUUAAUCGUACCUGCGAAGCUUAUCUCACCUUUCGAUCCCGACCCCCGUAUAACACUGUUACGUCCAUCUCCAAUCUAUUAAACGCAAACGCCACUCAGCUUUCUCAACUCAAUUCCGUUUCUGAAACCGCUGCUUUUGGAACCGGUGAGACAGUUCUCGUGCCCACCAGGUGUUCGUGUCUUGGUCAGUUCUAUCAAGCCAAUGCAACGUAUGUUAUUCAAUCCGGAGACACCCCUUUCACAAUCGCAAACAAUACUUUUGAAGGGCUAUCGACUUGUCAUGCUGUUCAGGUUGAAAGGAGCAAUCUAACCAUUGAUAUAUAUCCUGGUUCAAGACUCACAGUGCCUUUAAGAUGUGCUUGUCCAACCGAAAAUCAAGCUGCUGAUGGUAUCAGGUAUUUGUUAUCUUACUUGAUCACUUGGGGACAAAGUGUUUCAUCCAUAAGUGCGAUCUUUGGGGUUAAUACUGGGGUGACUCUUGCAGCCAAUCAAUUAUCAGAACAAGAUUUUACCAUUUACCCCUUCACCACCCUUUUAGUUCCCCUCUCCGACCAACCUUCAAGAUCUCAAACCAUAGCACCACCACCCCCACCAACAACAUCGCCGCCACCAUCAUCACCACCACCACCCACUUCCUCCGUUGAUAAUAAAUGGAUAUACAUGCUCAUAGGAGUCCUUGGAGGGGUUGCUCUCACAUCUUCAAUUGGGUUCGCUGUUUUUUGGUUUUGCUUUCUUCAGAAGAGAAAGCAGAUUCCUCCGCCUAUGGUUUCUUCUGCUUCUCAGAGCUUUGAAGCAAUCGUGAAACCAGGGGAUAAGAAGUUGGAUGUUGAUGAAGACUCGGACUUCAUGGAAAGUUUGAACAGCAUAGCUCAAUCCCUCAAAGUAUACAAAUUUGAGGAACUUAAGUCAGCCACACAAGAUUUUAGCCCCAAUUGUUUAAUCAAAGGAUCUGUUUACAAAGGCACCAUCAAUGGAGACCUUGCUGCAAUCAAGAAAAUGCAUGGAGACGUCUCGAAGGAGAUUCAAUUGCUUAACACUAUUCACCAUCAUAAUCUCAUUCGCCUAUCAGGUGUUUGUUUUAAUGACAGCCAUUGGUACCUUGUUUUUGAGUUUGCUGUCAACGGACCCUUAAGUGACUGGAUCUAUCAGGAUGAACAUGAACAAACCACCAACAAAUCCUUGAAUUGGAUUCAGAGAAUACAAAUCGCUUUGGAUGUAGCAAACGCGCUUGAUUAUCUUCAUAGCUAUACCACUCCUCCAUACGUCUACAAGAAUCUAGAGAGCAGCAACAUCCUUCUCGAUGAUGAAUUCAGAGCCAAGAUAAUAAAUUUUGAUCUCGCAAGAUCAGCCGAAGGGCAAGCAGGUCAAUUCGCACUGACUAGACACAUAGUUGGUACUCGAGGUUACAUGUCUCCAGAGUAUUUAGAGAACGGUUUGGUUUCCACAAAGCUUGAUGUUUAUGGAUUAGGCGUUCUAAUGCUUGAAAUAGUGACAGGGAAACAUGUGUAUGAGCUUUAUGAGAAAGUGAAGAAGAAUUUAUCUGAGGUUUUGGAUGAUGUUCUUGAGGUAGAAGAUACAGACGAAAAUCAAAAGUUGACCGAUUUCGUUGACCCUUUUCUCCAAGGGGAUUAUCCUCCGCAUCUCGCCAUGUCAGUAAUCCGAUUGAUCGAUGGUUGCCUGGAUAAAGAUCCAUCCGCUCGACCUGAUAUGAAUGAAGUUUCACAAUCUCUUUCUAGGGUUUUGACCACUUCACAGGCUGUAGAUAUUUCAGUAACCAUUUCAGUUCAAGGGAGAUGAUUUUGUAAAAUCACUUAGAUUUGUACUUUAUUUUAUAUUAUCUCAAAUUCUAAAUGGAAUAUGAAUCAAUUUUCAUGGUGUAAAGCUUCGAGAUUUAUUGUAUCAAAACCUUCUUCUAUGUUAUAUGUAAAUAGACGAAAAGUAUAUUCAAGAAA
Molecule: messenger RNA, 2471 nt
Organism: Lactuca sativa (garden lettuce)
Lineage: Eukaryota; Viridiplantae; Streptophyta; Magnoliopsida; Asterales; Asteraceae
Gene: LYK4
Product: protein kinase family protein / peptidoglycan-binding LysM domain-containing protein
Biological process (GO): protein phosphorylation
Molecular function (GO): protein kinase activity; ATP binding
Source: RefSeq, a predicted model, not a curated record